AUGGACGGGGAUGAGGUUCAGAACCCAGAAGCCUGGAAGCCAGGCUGGUUCACAGUCACCAAGUGCAGAAGGGAGCUGCAGACUGGGCCAGUGGCCCUGGGAGGCAGAGCUCUGCGGGUGAUUCUAGAAUCGUUGUGCCCCCGGCAGAGCAAACACCUGAAGUUAGAGAUGGUUGACGCUAAUUCCUGGGGACCACUCUGGUCCCCCCACCAUGGAACCCCACCUAACAACCGCAGGGAAGAUGGGGAGAAUACUAAGAAAGCUGACAAAGAAUGUAAACAGCCAAGAUGUCCUGGAGCAGAUGAAAGGAUAAACACGCUAUACACCUGUGUACUGGGCUGCUACUCAGAAAAAAGACACGCACCUCCGCCAUCAGCUGGAGCAGACCGCCUGCGGGCCUGGCCCCUGCACGGGGCGGGUGACGGGGCGGUCCCACCCCUGGGCAGUCUCUCCCCACCAACAAGUAGGACGUACUCAGGUCAGGACACGAAUAUUGACUCAGGAAAACCUACCAGGUGGGAUCUGGAAUCCGAAGAUGGGUCCAAGUUUCAGUCCUGCGGGUGGCCGAUGCUGUUUGUUCCUCAGGAUGUUAAACAUAGAUUUAUCACAGGAUCCAGCAGCCCCACUGGUAAACGUGUCCCCAAGAGGAGUGAGAACAGAGGUCCGCAGGAAAACCUGCACACGAAUGUUCACAUCAGCAUUGUCUAUAAGGGCCCCAAAGUGGAAACGAUCCAAUGUCCAUCAACUGAUGAAGGCAUACAGAAAAUAUGUGGGUUCAAUACCUCUCAGAGCACACAUGUUCUCUACAAUCAGGCAGGUCUGGGAACAGCCUCCCCUGGCUCCUCUUUUGAAAUGUGGUAUUGUCGGAGUCUCGCCAGUUCCCAGAUCGUAGAGGAGCUGAGAGACAGCUUCAGCCAGGCUGAUGCGGAGUCCAGAGUAAAGGCCGCCCACCAGGGAGACCCCACGUUAGGCCAGGAGAGCCCUACUCCACCAUCCAGUCAUUGGCUGAGAGAAGUCUUGGGAGAAUAUGGCCCCAGGAUGGAGCUCUGUGAUGUGGGCGUGGGGCUUGUGUCUGCACCUCCACCCCCAGGGCUCAGUUGCCUGAGGGCAGCAGUGCGAUCAGACACCAAUGCUUUACAGAGGAAAGAGAUGGAGAAUUAUCUCUUCCCUCAGAAAUUCUUCACUGAUUGUUGGCUGAGCUCCAGUCCCACUAUCUGGGCAGUUAAUGCCAUCUUUGCAUUUGUAUGUGGACUGGGGGUCUUCGUCCGCUUACUUUCCUAUUUCCAGCCUGAUCCAUCCUCACCACCAUGCAAGAAAUAUAGGAAGAGCAGGAAGUGCCAAGGGGAGCCAUGGAGAAGGAGCAACAGAAGCCAGAAAAAACAGACUCUGAAAGCUUGCAGAAGUUGCCAGCAAGAGCUGGAAGAGGUCCACAGCUUAGUCUCCCUUCUGCAAAGCCACCUGGCGAGGCUCUCUGACCAGGGGGGCUUUCACCAGCUCUUACGUCAAGCAGCCCCUGGGCAGUUGCACCGAGGGGUGUCAGCUGGAGCCCAUCAGCCAUGCAGGGAGCCUGUGGAAGAUGCUGCUCCCGCCACGGGCCCAUCACCUGCUCGUGCUCCGCUGACGGGGCUCCCUCAGCCUCUGGCCUCCAUCCUGCCAGCGAGACCUCAAGAAGAGCAAACUAACUUUAAAAAAAUCCUGCCGGACACAGUGAGAAAGAACUUUCUUCCAGAUGUCCAGAAUCUCCUUGAACUACUAAUUAGCAAAAAGGUAGAACUGAAGAGUUGUAAGGAGAAAAAAAAAGGUGGGUCAGUUGUCAAACAGUGGUGCCCAGACGACCACGUGAGCUUCUGGGGGACUCUGUGGAAGCUGCUGGGUGCUGAGCAGAACACCACCACCCCGCCGUCCUUCUGGAAUAUGAAAAACAAACCAGAGCCACUGGCCCAAACUCAGCCAUUCUCAUCUCCCAAGGUUUUGGAAGACCACUUGCAAUGGAAACACAGCCAGCUCUUCUGGGGUCUCCCCUCUCUGCAUAGUGAGUCCCUGGUGGCCACUGCCUUGUUCUCUACUCACUCUUCUCGACUACAGGCUCCCUCUGUUUUAUUCAAUGGGACCUCUAAUUGCUUGCCAGUUCUAAUUCAGGAUCAAAUAUCUUCACAGUUUUCCCACGCCCCACCCUUGCUCCACCAUGGGAUCCAACCCCAACCCUCAACGCUAACCUUGCCCCAGCCCCAGGCCCCCCUUGCAACCUCUGUCCCAAUAGGACCACCUUUUCUCCCAUCCCAGAGGAGGACCAGUAGGGUAUCUUGUCCUACAUCCCAGAAGAAGACACAAUCCUUCAUCCCAACUGAAAUGCAACAUCUGGAGUGGCCCUUGUUGCCAAAGCAACAAGAAAGGGGGAAGACUUUACCCACUAUGGAGAAAAGAUCUCCAAAAUUCUUUAGUCAAGUCCCUCCAAAGCUUCCGGUGGACCACCAGGCCUUCCAGGCCCACAGGUCAGUUUCCACCUUUCAAGGGGACUUUGUCAUCUUUAAUAUCCAGAAGCCACAGCUUCAAAGGAAGCCCAGCAGGGAUAAACAGCAAAGCAGCUUGCCCCACAAGGUUCAGCUGUCUCUGGAACUGAUGUGGCCUCGGGAUGAAUUCCUGGGGGUGAGUCAGGCACAGGGAGAGCGGGGGCUCUCAAGGCCCUUUGUGUUUAAAGGCAAAAGCAGCCAGGCUACAUGGAGGACCAGGCCCAGAUACCACAGGAAGUAUCAAGCAAGAUUCCAAGUAGAGAACUUUGGUAAGAGUCUACGGCAGUGUCUGAAGAGGACCCCAACAGGUCUCUCCGGGAUCUCAGCUAGGUUCCCAGUGAAGGUUCUGGGAACCAACUCUGAGAAGGAGUUUGGAAGACCCUUGAUAAGGGCCUUGGAGUGGGACCCAGGAAAAUACUUAGCCAGGGGCCCGGAUAAGAAACAUCUAGAAAAAACAUUAAAGGUUCAUUUGCAGAGGAAAUUGGGACAGAUCAGUGAGGGUCUGAUCCCUGUGACUGUGCGUCGAUCCUGGUUUGUGGCCAGCCAUGCUUUUCCCAAGUCCCAACCCCACAUGGAUAUCAGAAAUCUAGCACCCUUGAAGGAUCGGAAGCCCUGCAUAAACACCUCCCAUGAGCUGUCCUUCCUUUGUCCUAACAUUCAGCAGAAGCUGGAAACACACAUCAUAAGUUUUCGAGUGAGGCGUAAGUGGGACCUACCUCUCCAAACUGUUGAGCCCAUAGAUCUCCAACUACAUGAAGCUCAACCCUUGCCCUUUCCCCAGUCCCCCUUUCCAUGCUCAGCCACCUUUGUACCUAGGGCCCCUUCAAAAGCCACAUUUUACAAGUUCUUGGGGAAACCACCUCAGCCUCAUCCAGGAGAGAAGUAUAUAACUGAAAAGUCUGAUCCCACUUCAGGGAGUCCCCUGCCUAUUCCCUUACCCAUAUGUGAGCAAAUCCAGCAGGCCCUGGGAGGGACUUCACCUGGUGAUGGCCAUCAGUCCUCAGAGACGUCUUUAUCAGCACAGGAGGGCAGAUCACCUUCUCAGGCCUCCAUUCUCAGCCUCCUAAACAGAACCCUGCACAGCAAGACUAUUAUGGGGGCCAAGAAAGACAACCUGGAACCAAGUCCAAGUUUAUCAAUGGCCAGGAAUGAGCUAAAGGAGGAGAGUGGGGGUCAGACCUCACCAGACAAGGUAGCAACACUGAAGAUGAAGCUCAGGUCCCAAACUCCAAGGGCCAAAGGGGCCACGGAGGCGAUGGAGGCCAAGAAGGCCCCUGCUUGGAAAGUCACCUUAAGACCCAGUGGGCUGGCCAACAAAUCAGCCAUUUAUGUGGAUCUGAGGAGAUCAGGAUCUCCAGGUGCUAGGAAAAGCCCCUCACCAUCUACAGUGUUGGUUGCUCAAGAUCCAGGGGAGGUAAGCCUUAAGACAAAGGUUAGUAAGUUUGAGCUCCAAGAGAAGAUAGAGUCAGAGAACCAGCCUGAAGGCCAUACCACUGGUGUGCUUCCUCAAGAUUCUCCCAGGGACAUCCUCCUUCCAGACUCUGCCACUUGUGUGCUUGUCGAAGACCGUGGCACCAAUGUGCUCCUGCCAGACUCUCACACCAAUGCCGUCCUUGCUGCAGACAUCUUGACCACUCAAGAGUCACCCUCCUGUUCCCAAAGGGAACGUGCCAGUGGAGACACACCAGCUUCCCCGGUGUCACAUAACCUUAGCUCAAGUGGAUCAAGCAGUGAGGGGCAGCAAGAGCCCCGUGGACCAAAGGUUGAGGAACCAAGUGACAGCCAGAGCAACAGUGAGACCACUGAUGAGGAAAAGGACCAGAAGAGUCCCAAACCAGAAGAGAAUGAAGACAGGUGUGCAGAACCAUUGGCAAUCAGGGCUUCCCAAGCUAACGAGAUAGGCCACCCUCCCCAGGUCAGAGGAUCAGGAGAGAGCCUUGGGAGCAAAUACCUCCGGCUCAUGCCACCAGAAAAGGCACAUGUUUUUCCGGAAAGCCACUUUAGACAAAGGAUGAAGAAUUUUCUGCAGUGCCUUAAUCCCAAUAAAAGCAAAGGAUUGGAAGGCCCCCUUCAAAAAGGCAAGCCUGCGUCAGCUCCUGUCCAGAGCUGGGUGCCAGUCAGAAGCAGAUCGGUUAUGGACAACAGGGCUGCUGAAACUCAGAAGAUCGUGACAGCUGUAGGACAAGUCCUGGUGGAAAAAUUGGGACUCCACCAAGGAAUUCGGGCCUCAGAGAUGUAUCAGCACAAGGAAUUGCAGGCCCCAGUACAUAGGCGUUCUUGCCCCCACAGGGCUUUCGUCUCCAUAGACCAGAAAAGAGUGAUGGGAGGGAUAGCCUCCAAUCAGCAAGGCACCCCCAAGGGUCACAGCUGCCCUGGCAAGAGCCAGCUGACCAGAGACAGGAAUGACGAGUGGGAAAGCCUCCCCAGGGACCUGGGGCCCCCAGGCAGACCAGGCCAGCACCGGCCGAUGGCGGCAGGUAUCUCCUCCGGUCGAGUUCACCAUUAUCCUACAUGCAGUCUUCGAAAAUGUGUCUCAACCCAUCAGGCAGAGAGCGCUUCACACAUCUUUCCUGGUCAGAAAGAUUUCCUUCAAGAAAAAAUUGAGUAUAUACAAAGAAAGCCCAUUUUUUCUCACAUUAGCACAUCCUCUGUGUGCUAA
Messenger RNA from Lutra lutra (Eurasian river otter), 5169 nucleotides. Its product is annotated as spermatogenesis-associated protein 31E1-like. The record is from RefSeq and is a predicted model, not a curated record. NCBI's taxonomy places the organism in Eukaryota, Metazoa, Chordata, Mammalia, Carnivora, Mustelidae.